This is a messenger RNA of Gymnodraco acuticeps, 5961 nucleotides long. RefSeq lists its product as uncharacterized. NCBI's taxonomy places the organism in Eukaryota, Metazoa, Chordata, Actinopteri, Perciformes, Bathydraconidae. The transcript is spliced from 4 exons. The record is from RefSeq and is a predicted model, not a curated record. Bases 138 to 3524 code for a protein of 1128 amino acids. Gene Ontology annotation, molecular function: protein binding; zinc ion binding.
GGAAACGAAAGUUAUGUUAGUCAGAGAGGCAGCCACACUGCAGCCGAGACUAGUCUCCAUUUCUGUCUACAGAAAAUACAAACUGAGUUCAUCAGAUCUUUCUCAACAACACAGCAGAGUCUCUGUCAAACACUGAUAUGGCUGCUGCAAGCUACCUGCCAUCUGAAGAUCAGUUUUUCUGCACCAUCUGUCUGGAUUUGUUCACUGAUCCAGUCACUAUACCAUGUGGACACAACUUCUGUAAAGACUGCAUCGAAGAACACUGGGAUACAAGUUACUGGUGCCAGUGUCUCAUGUGUAAUAAACAAUUCUACACAAGACCUGAGCUGCACGUUAACACUUUCAUCUCUGAGAUGGUCGCUCAGUUCAGACAGUCGGCUCAACAGAAAGCCAGCAGCAGCAGCAGCAGCAGCAGCUCAGGGCAACAAGUCUUCAAAGCAGCAGAAGUUCCCUGUGACGUCUGCACUGGAACCAAACUGAAGGCCCUGAAGUCCUGCCUGGUGUGUCUGACCUCCUACUGUGAGACUCACCUGGAGCCUCAUCUGACAAAGCCAGUACUGAAAAGACAUCAGCUGAUCGACCCUGUGGAGAACCUGGAAGACAGGAUGUGUCCGAAGCACGAUAAACCUCUGGAGCUGUUCUGUAAGACCGACCAGACAUGUGUCUGCAUGCUCUGCCAUGUUUCAGAACACAAGAUGCACAAUGUGGUUCCUCUCAAAGAAGGAUAUGAAAGAAAGAAGGCAGAGUUGGGGAAGACAGAGGCUGAAACUCAGCAGAUGAUCUGGAAGAGACAACUGAAGAUUGAGGAGAUCAAACACUCAGUGGACCUCAGUGAGAAAGAAGCAGACGGAGAGAUAGCAGAAGGUGUUAAGGUCUUCACUGCUCUGAAGAAGUCUGUUGAGAGAGGCCAGGCCAAUCUCAUCAACACGAUCAAAGCGAAGAAGAAAACAACUGAAAAAAAGGCUGAAGCUUUAAUCAAAGAGCUGGAACAGGAAAUCUCUGAGCUGAAGAAGAGAAGCUCUGAGGUGGAGCAGGUCACACACUCUGAAGACCACCUGCAUUUUCUACAAAGUCUCAAGUCCCUAAACAUUCAACACCGACAACCCUCCAAGGACUUGAGAAAAUUCCGUUUGACCCCAGCGGUAUAUGAGGAGACGGUGGUAAAGGCUGUGGCUAAGGUGGGGGAGAAGUUCAGUAAAGAGAUGAAGAAGCUGCUUGAAGCUAAAGUGAAGAGGAUCCAGAAGUACGCAGUGGAUGUGACUCUUGAUCCUGAUACAGCAUAUCCCAGUCUCAUCCUGUCUGAUGAUGGAAAACAAGUCUGUGAUGGUGAUGUUCAAAAGAAACUCCCAGACAACCCAGAGAGAUUUUCUGAUUGUAAUUGUGUUUUAGGAAAGCAGAGUUUCUCUUCAGGCAGAUCUUACUUUGAGGUUCAAGUUAAAAGAAAGACCGACUGGGAUUUAGGAGUGGCCAGAGGGUCGAUCAACAGGAAGGGAAUGAUCUCACUGAGCCCUCAGGGGGGUUUCUGGACUAUAUGUUUGAGCAAUGUAAACGAGUACAAAGCUCAAGGUGCUCCGUCAGUCCGUCUCUCUCUGAAGUCUCGGCCUCAGAAGGUGGGGGUGUUUGUGGAUUAUGAGGAGGGUCUGGUCUCCUUUUAUGACGUAGAUGCUCCAGCUCUGAUCUACUCCUUCACUGGCUGCUCCUUCACUGAGAAACUCUUCCCAUACUUCCAUCUAGGUUAUAAAUAUGGCCGUAAAAACGCUGCACCUCUGAUCAUCUCUCCUGUCAGAGUCACCUCAUUAGGCAACAACCUCAUCAAUCGAGACCCAAUAUCUCACGAGGAACAAAUGUUUUUUCUUUACUUUCACAUGUGUGUAGAUAUGGCUGCAGCAAGCUACCUGCCAUCUGAAGAUCAGUUUCUGUGCUCCAUCUGUCUGGACUUGUUCACUGAUCCAGUCACCAUACCAUGUGGACACAACUUCUGUAAAGACUGCAUCACUGACCACUGGGAUACAAAUGACAGGUGCCAGUGUCCCAUGUGUAAAGAGGCUUUUAAUACAAGACCAGAUUUGAGAGUCAACACGUUCAUCUCUGAGAUGGUCGCUCAGUUCAGACAGUCGGCUCAACAGAAAGCCAGCAGCAGCAGCUCAGAGCAACAAGUCUUCAAACCAGCAGAAGUUCCCUGUGACGUCUGCACUGAAACCAAACUGAAGGCCCUGAAGUCCUGCCUGGUGUGUCUGACCUCCUACUGUGAGACUCACCUGGAGCCUCAUCUGACAAUGUCAGGUCUGAAAAGGCAUCAGCUGAUCGACCCUGUGGAGAACCUGGAAGACAGGAUGUGUCUGAAGCACGACAAACCUCUGGAGCUGUUCUGUAAGACCGACCAUACAUGUGUCUGCAUGCUCUGCACUGUUUCAGACCACAAGAUGCAUGAUGUGGUUCCUCUGAAGGAAGCAUAUGAAGGGAAGAAGGCAGCGCUGGGAAAGAAAGAGGCUAGAAUUCAGGAAAUGAUCCAGAAGAGACAACUGAAGAUUGAGGAGAUCAAACACUCAGUGGACCUCAGUAAGGAAGAAGCAGACAGAGAGAUAGCAGAAGGAGUUCAGGUCUUCACUGCUCUGAAGGAGUCUGUUGAGAGAAACCUGAAUGAGUUCAUCCAAACAAUAGAAGGGAAGCAGAACAUGAGAAUGAAACGGGCCGAAGACUUCAUCAAAGAGCUGGAACAGGAAAUCUCUCAGCUGAAGAAGAGAAGUGCAAAAGUUGAGCAUCUCUCACGGUCUGAAGACCACCUCCAUCUUCUCCAGGGUGUCCAGUCCCUAAACAUCCAAGACCCAUCACCCACCAAGGACUGGACAAAGGUCAGCAUCCCUCCAUCAUCAUAUGAAGGGACUGUGGUGAGAGCUGUGGGUCAGCUGGAGGAGACACUCAGCCAAGAGAUGAAGAAGCUGCUUGAAGCUGAACUGAAGAGGGUCCAGAGCUACGCAGUGGAUGUGACUCUUGAUCCUAAUACAGCACAUCCUGAACUCAUCCUGUCUGAUGAUGGAAAACAAGUCAGCGAUGGUGAUGUGAGAAAGAAUCUCCCAGAAAACCCAGAGAGAUUUUCUGAUUGUAAUAGUGUUUUAGGAAAGCAGAGUUUCUCUUCAGGCAGAUUUUACUUUGAGGUUCAAGUUAAAGGAAAGACAGAGUGGGAUUUAGGAGUGGCUAGAAGGUCGAUCAACAGGAAGGGAACGGUCACACUGAGCCCUCAGGGGGGUUACUGGACUAUAUGUUUGACAAAGGGAUUUGAGUAUGAAGCUCUUGAGGAUCCUUCAGUCCUUCUCUCUCUGAAGUCUCGGCCUCAGAAGGUGGGGGUGUUCGUGGAUUAUGAGGAGGGUCUGGUCUCCUUUUAUGACGUAGAUGCUGCAGCACUUAUCUACUCCUUUACUGGCUGCUCCUUCAACGGGAGAAUCUACCCAUACUUCAGUCCUGGUCUUAAAUAUGGCCGUAAAAACUCUGCACCUCUGAUCAUCUCUCCUGUCAGAGUCACCUAAUCACUCAUCUUAUUUCAUGUAUUGAUUUGUUUUGUUGAAGGGAACAAACAUUGAUAUUUAGAGUUAUAACUGUAUAGUUUCCAUCUUGUUUUCUACAAAAUAAGUUUGCUGUGUGGUGAUUUACAUAUGGUUUAGAUUCUGUACACAACACAUAACUGGAUGAAUAAUUCUACUCCACAAUCCAAUAAUUAUCUCUUCAACACUUUAUCGUAACACAUAUGGAGAAUAUCUAUAUGAACGUUUGAUAACGCUACAGAUUUAUUAAAAAUAAAGUUGUUUCUAAUGACACCAAAUUUGUCAAGCUAUAGUUAGAGUUGAUAAUAACAUUAAAUGUAUUAUAAUCAAUUUUUAUAAAGCUUAAUUAAAGAGAAAAGCUUAUUACGUGCCUCUACUGUGUACUUAAUAACAUAUUUGUAAUAGUUAUACUGCUAGAAUCAGUCAAAUGAAGCUAAAUAAUAUGAUAAAUCCUCAUUUGUGUUAAAAAUGGUUUGGUUAAUAACUGUUAACCUCUUAAGCACGAGGGCCCCCACAAUCGGCGCAAGUGAAAUAUUUCUUUGAGAAUGUGUCUCAGGGCUUCUUAACAUUCAUGAAACCUUUUAAUGUGUAGUACCAGAUUAACGGGAAGAAUCUCAGCUAACUGAUGAUAUGAACCAUUUUUACCAAAACAAAACACAAGUCUCAUAUGAAGCGUCUAAAUGACCCCUGAGCGAAAAAAUGCAAACUGACUUUGGCACAGAACUCAAGAUAAAGAUACAUUAUUACUUAUGGUAGCUGCACAUACAAUAUAUCCGAGUAAAGCUGAGACUCCACAGAUUAUAUAGGUAUAGUAUCAUUACUGAGCGAUCCGAACUCGCGACAGGGGAAGCAAACACAGACAUCACAACACGUACCUUUACAGAGCAUUUACGGGAGAUCGUUUCAAUUUAGCUGUCAUUCUGAUCAAAAGUCGUGUUCAAUGGCAUUAAAACGAUAGAAAUGCUGCUGCGGGUUAAUCCAUAGUGUCCAAUUAAUAUGUUUGUUGCUUUGAAAAAAUUAUUUAUAAUCCAUAAUUCAAUUUUUAUGAAAAGAUCGGAGAAAAAAGAGUUAGCUGCUAAUGGUAGCCACCAGAGUGUAUGCAGCUUCUGGUUUUGGCCAUGCAUCACUCUCACUCCUUAUUUGGUAACGUGUGUGUGUGUGAAACUUUCCCUCGAUUCCAUUGGCUCUAGCGGUUAUAAAGAGAUGUCAUUCAUCAAUAUCAACCAAGGGGGGGCAGAGAUAUGGAAAAUCCACCCAAAUGACUCCAAAAGUGUUUUUUUGUUGCUAAAUCUCUCUAAAAAGGCCAAAUUUCACUUGUUUUGCAUCAAUCUUGAUAGUGUUCAAUCUGAAUUUACUUUAAAAUAAAAACAUCUCUAUUGAUUCUGACACUUCUACAUCCAACUCACAGAUGUAACCUUGCUUUGAGAAAAAAGAUUAUUAAUUUAACCCUUUUAGAAGGGAAGGGAAGGUAUGGUCAUUUGUUCUGGGAAUGUCAUUUUCGAGCCUGAGACCUGAAAAACAGGCUCAGUGCUUAACAGGUUUUAACUUGUAUAUUUACAUGCCAGGUUUUAUAUUGAUUACUGGUAAAAUGGCUUAUGAAUCAAAGACAUCUGUAAAUAUGUGAUUGCGAGUUAUGAAAACAGUCAAAUAAACUAGAUGUUUGAUCUGAGAAAGCAGGGACUCGAGCACUAAACACUGAACAGGAAGGUCUGGAUUACACAUCGUUUGUAUUUCAAGACACAUUUUCUGUGGCUAAUUCACACAAAAAAUAGAGCUGAUGGCUUUUUUUGUGAAGAGCUUGUAGGAUGAAAUGUUUGUUUCCACUAGCAGUGAUUGGAUAUUGGCUGUAGAGCAGAAAACAGUGGGGGUGAUAUCAGUGAGGUAGCAUUCACUUUGAUGAGUGAAGGCAGUCACUAUAACACUAAAACUACUCUUUACAAGGAAGUAUUAAUGCCAACAACUAAUAUAAGGAAAAAUAGGGUUUGAUUUAAUAACAAUUUUUAAGGAUAUAACAGUUGGACUUAAGACUUACCAUUUGCUUCCUGUAGUUUUGCCAUAUUUGUAUAAAACUAGUUUCCCCCUUUGUGAUAUAAAACGCUGAAUCAACAUGAUGUCCUACAUUUGUUUGCAUUGUGUCAACACACACUUAUGUGUGUUUGUUGUGUGUGGUAGAAACAACUGGGUGAAAUGUGAUGAGGGUCACAUGACUAAUGGGGGUUGGCAAAAAGCCAGAAUACACCUCUUCCCAGGUUCUCAGUUUUAACUCAUCAUGCAUACACAAAACCCUCCUUUUCUCAUACUUUGAAAAAAUGCCUUUUCAAAUGAUUUCAAUCCCAGCACAUUUUAUAAUCAACAAUAACUCAAUGUGAAACGGAUUAAAUAUGUUGUCUUUCAUAACAAAAUAAAAAUAAUUUCAAGGUCA